Molecule: messenger RNA, 2262 nt
Organism: Penicillium cataractarum
Lineage: Eukaryota; Fungi; Ascomycota; Eurotiomycetes; Eurotiales; Aspergillaceae
Product: fungal specific transcription factor domain-containing protein
Exons: 5
Coding region: 1-2262 (753 amino acids)
Source: RefSeq, a predicted model, not a curated record
AUGGGUCCAUACGAUGUGUUAGACGGAGCAGGAAAGGAUGCCAAUUCAUUCCACCUCGGCGAUUAUCCAUUCCUCAUGUCAGAUCGCUUAUCAUCCCUCGAACCCGAAGACCUCACAUUUCUCAGUUCCAAAGGCUCCCUAAGCAUUCCCAGCCGGGCAUACACAAAGGAAUUUGUUACACAAUAUUUCCUUCGAAUCCAUCCAAUCCUUCCCGUUUUGGACGAGAUCCAGUUUUGGCAUGCGUUUGAAGGGAACUCCACGGAGAAGGUUUCACUUUUUGUCUUCCAAGCUCUUCUAUUUGCAAGCUGCCCAUUCGUUUCAUUGGAGAUUCUGCAGCGAUGCGGGUUUACAGACAAGCGAGACGCGCGGAAGAAGUUAUACAACCGAUCCAAGCUUCUUUACGAACUCAUGGUCGAGACACGGCCAUCUGUGAGAGCGCAAGGUGCAAUACUCCUCACUCAUCACACAUCGGCAGAGGCGCCACAGGCGGGUAGCCUAUGGUUGACGCGUGCAAUUGAAAAUGCAAUGCUAAUUGAUACGAAACCUUUGAUUACCGUUGAAAAUAUCUCAAUCUCGGCCAAGAAACGAUUGUGGUGGUCUAUCCUACUUCGAGAUCGAAGUCUCUGUAUCGGUCUCCGUCGCCAACCCCAGAUCGCAUCACAUAACCUUCAUGGUUGUCGUGAUUGGUUGAGGGAGGAAGAUUUUGAACAGGAGAUGCAUUGCUCACCAGUCUACGACUUCGAUGCGAAAAAAAGGCUCUUCAAGGCCUUGCAAGAUCAAUGCCGCCUUGCUGUUCUUCUGACCGAUCUUGUUUCUCUAGUGUUUACUCCUCGAGUGACUGCGAUGGCUUCCUAUUCAAAAGAGGCAUUUCGAUCACUGAUGUGCACAGUUGAAGAUAUAAAGACAUCUCUCGUCUCCUGGGAAGCACAAUCACAGGCACCGGAUAUUGCGGAUGGCAUGGCUGGAAACCAUGACCCUGCCCUAACAACAAAGAAUCUGACAUUCAUGUACUACCAUGCGGCCCGUGUCGACCUCGCCCAAUUCGCAGCUCUUGCGAUCGAGGAGCAUCUUGCCUUGACAACGGAUCUCUACAGGGAAGCUGUAUUUGGAAUUGGAAAAGAUUUGAGUUCUGGUAUUCGAGGCUUGACGGCUGUCAUGGAGUACUUCAGUCACAACGGCCACGUGGAGAAUCUGCCUUUGAGCGUACUGGGAUAUGUUGGGAUGCCUCUCAUCCUAGCCGCAAUUGACCUGAAGCUUUCUCCGUCUGGCGAUGAAAUGAAGAUCCGACAGAGACGCCUGGAUUCCUUGAGUAGAAUAAUACGUCUUUCUGAGUCUCUGUACGAUGUCACAGACUUCGUGGCGGCUGGAACCAAUCAUAUACUCCAGUUGGCGUAUAUGACUACACAAAACUUCUUUCUUCCCAGCGGGCCUCCAUCAAGAAUGAUAAGUGAUAGGGUCGAGCAAACCCGGAUUGAGAAGCAAGUGGGCCCCGACGUUCCGAAUUCGACAAGAUCGCGAGAUCAAAACCCUAUACGUGCGAAAUGUUGGCUCGAUGCUUUCCUGCGAUGCCCGCGCGCAUACUUAUUGAUAUCAACGUCUGUGGAUUACAGCUUGGCAGUAGGUCGCCUACCCUACGAUACAUCCCUCCCAGCUUUAGUUCGCGAUAUUCCGGCAAUGGGGGCAAUAACGCAGCUUCCCUGGACAAUCGAUACGAGCUUGGGAAGAGGCACUUCUCUCCAUGCGAAGAGACGGGGGCUGUCGCCUCCUUCCGAGUGUGAUGGAUCAGUCGAAUCGACUAAAACGACCUCGGUGGCAAACACGCAAGCCCAAGAUAAAAAGUCGAUUCGCAAAGAUAUGGAUGUCCAGCAUUUUCCAAAUCCAAUCACAGCAGUCAGAGAAUGGGAGCAGAGUCCCACGAACGUGAAUCAAAAUCCGCAGCUCAGAUUUGAAGCGAUACUGCCUACCCCAGAACAAUCCUACGAGCCCUUGAGCAGUACUGUGAAUCUCGACUUCUUGGAUUUGGAUAUGAAUUUGGAUAACGAGAUUGUCACCUGCUAUGACUCACCAAUUGGGGUAUACGAUAACUUCUGUUCGUUACCGACAACCCUCGGAAGCGAAAAGAACAUCUAUCCAGGGAAGGCCGAUCGGACAGGCAUUGACAGUGACCUAAAUACGGGGCUUACCGCUGAAGGUUUGGAUUCGAUCCUUUACGAUCCCUUAUUUCACGAUUCUUCAGCAGGUGCAGCCUAUUUCAAUGUAUGA